Messenger RNA from Cotesia glomerata, 892 nucleotides. RefSeq lists its product as uncharacterized. The transcript is spliced from 5 exons. The record is from RefSeq and is a predicted model, not a curated record. Bases 14 to 892 code for a protein of 292 amino acids. NCBI's taxonomy places the organism in Eukaryota, Metazoa, Arthropoda, Insecta, Hymenoptera, Braconidae.
CUUAUUCAUUGCAAUGAGCGAUCAGAUUGACAAAUUCUGUUUAGUGCAAAAUGGUAAAGAUGCAUGGAUUGUCGAGACAAAAUUUGUUUUUAAGGCGGGGACUGAUGGCAAUCAUGUUCCCAUUGAUUUAAAUGAGGAGGAAGAUCAGACAUGUUUUGUCAAGACUGAAACCAGGCAGAUUAAUAAUGUCAUAGUUGUCGGUUCAAGCGACGAUGCUACAACUUUAAAAAACAAUUAUUUUGGUGGACCAACGAGGAUACGAACAUUAAAAAUAACACCAUAUAGCCCUGGAAUUCCCAAUAAUGGCAAAAGUCAGCAGAAGCCUACGACAAAAACGAGUCAAGCCAGUUCACAAUUGAAAAAAACUCAACACUCAGCUAAACAUUUCCGAGAUCUCUUACCGCCUGGAAAUAGAGAUUCUUCCAGCGACAAAGCUGAACAAACGCAUGAUAACGCAAUACUAGAUGGACACGAUCCAGGAGACCAAGAUGACGGUGAUGUCAACACUACAAUGGGAUACGACGAAAAUUCUGAGAGUAAUGCGAAUCCAAGAAGAAGAACUGUUCCUUCACCGCCAUUACGCAACGAUACUUUCGAAACAGUUCGAGGAAGAUCGGCUCGAUUGUCAGGAACAGGCUCAUCGUCGGAAAAUAACGAACGUCGGUCACGGCGAGUGAAUAGUGUUAUAAGACGACCAUUACGUUCCAGACUAAAUAUGACAAAAAAAAUCAAGAGCUUAGAGAGGUCAGUAAAUUCAUUGACAAAGACUGUCCAAAAAAUAUUAAAAAAAGUUGGUCAGGGAAAAGACAAUGUUACGCAAGAAACGUAUCCUGAGUUAGAGCAGAGAGUUAUUGUAGAAGGUGAAAAUGAGGAUGAAGCCGGCAAAGAAUGA